This is a messenger RNA of Symbiodinium sp. CCMP2456, 915 nucleotides long. The record is from the annotation of a GenBank genome assembly. NCBI's taxonomy places the organism in Eukaryota, Dinophyceae, Suessiales, Symbiodiniaceae.
AUGGAAGCCUUCGUCGCGAGCAACUCCGCCUCUUGGGCUCCGGCGCUGCGCGGCACUGACGGGCCAGGCUUGGCCCCAAAAGUCCCCAACACACCAAGCGGAGGCGCGCGAGGAGCCGCACUGGGCGUGGCGGCAGUGAGCGCUUGGGCAUGUGUGGCCCCACGCACAAGCCGGCCACGCAAGACGAAGCUGGCAGCCCGUGGUGGUGAUGUCGCUGAGGUCAUGCCCACGACAGAGAUUAAUUACUACAAGUUGGACAAGAUCAAUACCGUGACGAUCACGACUUCGAUGCGGCUGGCGAUCCUGAUGGCCAAUGUUUCCGAGUGCAUCAUGACAGACAUCACUCAGGACCUCAGGGGAUUUGAGGAGAGGCUGGGCAAUUCCCCUCGACACCUGGAGGCUGUGAAGGAAGUGAGUAAGCGUCUUCCAGCGGAGGUUUAUGCCAGGUACAUGGAGAACGCUGCUCACCUGGAAGAUGCAGAUCCGCAUGCUGUGUACCCCACUUCGAUCUACAGGCAGUGCGACGCCCAGACCUUAGCCACGAAGGACGCAUCCACUAUCGAGGCUGUGAUGAGCACUACCAUCACCACCACCAUCAAGAUUGCUCGGAAGGUUUUGGACCCCUCCAACCACUUGCUCUACGAUGUCUACAAGCCCCUUGGCCGGUGCGUGGCCGUGGUCGACGACAAGGUGGACGAACAUUACGGGGCGGAGAUCGACCAGUACUUCGCGGCCCACAACAUCGAGUUUACCAAGCUGGUUUACAGCGGCAACGAAGUCGACAAGGGCAUUGAGGACGUCGAGAGGAUUCUGAUAGCAAUGAAGAAGUAUGCCCUGGGCCGCCAUGAUCUGGUGGCCAAGUACCCGCGCGCCGGGCGUGGUGUCGAGGAGCACUGUGUGGACGUGGGCCUAGAG